UCAUUCAGGUGCUUUCUCAGCCAGCACCACUGAUGCCUCUUGCUCCUGGAUUAUAAAAGAACUGAAAGAAAGGAAAGACUGUUUGUAGGAUAUUCACAUUGCUGUUACUAGUACUAAGUGGGAAGCAGGCAGAUCAGUUGCAGCAUUAGGGGUCCUGGGCAGCUCAGUUUAAUAUCUAGGGACCCUUUGGAGACUUUGAAAGCUAUUUGCAAGCAAUAGCCUUCUUGGCGCAGAGAUGGCCAGCGGAGGUCUGCAGCUGCUGGGAUUCGUGCUUGCUUUCAUAGGCUGGAUCGGCACCAUCAUCAGCGCAGCCCUGCCCCAGUGGAAAAUGUCCUCUUAUGCUGGGGACAACAUUGUGACAGCUCAAGCGAUCUACGAGGGCCUGUGGAUGUCGUGCGUCAUGCAGAGCACGGGGCAGAUGCAGUGCAAGGUGUAUGAUUCCCUGCUCAAACUGGAGGGCAGUCUGCAGGCUACCCGGGCACUGAUGGUGGCUGGCAUACUCCUGGGACUCAUUGCCAUAUUUGUUGCUGUGACUGGCAUGAAAUGCAUGAAAUGCAUGGAGGAUGAUGAGGUGAAGAAGAUGAGGAUGGCUGUCUUUGGGGGCGUGAUCUUCCUUAUUGCAGGUUUUGCUGUCUUGGUAGCCACAUCCUGGUAUGGACACCGAGUGGCUCGGGACUUCUACAACCCUUUCACCCCCGUCAACACCAGAUUUGAAUUUGGACAGGCCCUCUUCAUUGGCUGGGCAGCUGCUUCUCUCACCAUUUUGGGAGGUGCCUUCCUCUGCUGCUCCUGUCCACGAAGAGAAACUUCCUACCCACCCACCCGUGCCUACCCAAAGAGUGCCCCCUCAGCAGGAAAGGAUUAUGUAUAAUCGAGACGGAGGAGGAGCCACCUGUGUCGGAGACGAAGCUCAUUAAAGAGAGGAUGCGGAGACUAGAUCGGAGCGGAGUUCGGACCUUCCGCAUACUGCCUUCCUUUUAUUACAGCAAACGUGUCUAUUUUUAUAAUCCUCUUCAUUACUGGACAUGAAUCCUCCUUUUCUUCAUUACUGGACAUGAAUCCUCCUUUCUCUCCCAUCCCAAAGAGGAACACUAGCCUUGUUCAUAGAUAUUCUCAUUGGAAAGGUGCAGCCUUCAAGCUUGUGUUAAUCUUCAUCCUGCAGCUCAUUGGGAGAAAAAGGGAAAGUGAUACUUUUUUCAGACAAAUAUUUGUGCUUUAUAUAAAAAAAAAAUUAGCUAGUAACAAUUCAGCCCCUUGAUCCCAUUAAGCUGGAGUCCAGUGUGGUGUAUAUAUUUUUUUCUAGACAAAGUGAUAGAAGUAGUGUUAGAAGAAAUAUCCCGACCUAGGGGAAAGACCUGACCCACAGUACCUGUUUUAAGAGGGUCUAAUAAGGUCUUAUGGUUUUGCUAUGGCUUCCUAUUUUAUCCCUCGUUCUUGUAUGUACAGAUCAGCACACCAAAGAUUGUAGAAUCACAAAAUUUAGCAAACCCCAAAGGUGUACUGCAGAUUUUUCCUGAUGUUAUUUACCCUAAAUCUGACUUUGCUCAGUUUGACGCCCCUUACUCUUACCCAUUACUACUACACACAAACACAUACAGAUGUGUGCAUGUGCGCACAUGCAUACACACACACACACACAUGCCAGUGAACACCACCUUAAACAAUUCCUCUACUCCUUGAAGUUUGCUCCUUUCAAAUAUUAGUUACCAGUUAUUAUAUCCAAUCCACCACCCACCUCCUUAGUCAUCUCUGAGCUGAGUUGUACGUUCUUUUCUCAGAAUCCAUCUCCUUCACUUUUUUGUCAUUUUCUUCUCUAAAGUUCCCUGUCCCCAAACUGUCAGUUCUGGGAGUGAGGUGGCAAGAACGAUUCACUGUAUUCCAGGUACGUUCUCUCCGGUGUUGCACAGAGGGAUUAGCACCUCGUCAAUCUAUGACAUGAUGCCUCUCCAGAUGCAGCACAUGAUGGUACUGAUUUGUGUUUCAGUGCCACCCUGCAAACGCCGAUCCAAGCUGCUGUCCUCUAUCACCUGUAGGCUUCUUUCAGCAUGGCUGCUUUCUGAGUAGUCUGCUUUCUGUUUCCUUCCGUUUAAUUGUCUGCCAACUAUUCCCCAGCUGGAUUCAUUUGCAAAUUUCUAGGUUGGUUAAUUCAUUUUUAAAGUCUUGCUCUUACUCCUAACCUCUCUGGAUUGCUUUCUGUUACUUCUCUGGCCUCGCUGCUGUUUGCAACUCUCCCUGACUUAGCAUCCCCCCGUCAGUGAAUUAGCCUCUUCUUCCAAGUCAUUCAUAAAUAUGUCGAACCAAACUGAGCCCGGGGCCAGUCCCUGAGAGAUUCCCCUGGGAUAGCUCCCACAGACAUACACCUUGCUCAAGACACUGCCAUUUUUACCCUGGAUUGUUUUCCUCUAGACGGAUCCAGCCCAUAUCCCAAGUCCCAAAGUUUUGAAUCCAAGCUCACCAAAGAGAGCUCCAGAAGCCUGAAGUCCAGGCAGUCAUUACAAGCAGGCACAUCUGAGGAAAGCAACUCCUGGGAAAAGCUUCAUUCACCUUCUCUGUAGCAGUUGGUGCUGGCCACUGUCCGAGACACGAUACUGGACUAGGUGGCCCUGCUCUGAUCCAGCCUGGGAAUUCCCCAAAAGGGCCAAGGCAGUUCAGUCUGAAACACAAACUCAGUCGGAAAGGAAAGAAGCCAGUGGCUUCUAUAUACAGGCUAAUCAUUUGGCAUAUGUUCAGAGGCAGUCAAAUUGCUUGACAUCCUGGUGUGAAUAGGGGCAGUCCCGGGGUUGAAAUAGGUAAGAAGUAUUGGUGGGAUAUUUGAUCAUUGUGACCCAGGGUUAACCUGACAGACACCUGUACUCCAAGGAACACUGCAAUAAUACAGCCCCUCGGUCAACUCCGGGUUUAAGUCAGUGCUGGGCCCAGUCCUGCAACCCACCCACACUUACAACUUCCAGGGGGGUCGCGUGACUGCCUGAGAAGUCCCUGGUUUGACAAGUCAGCAGCAGAGCUCAGUUCUUGUGUAUUCAGGUCUGACCCGGAGCAGGGGGAACAGACUUUUCCAUGGCGAACUUGUAUAAAGUGUUAAACAAUGUUUUCAAUAAAUGGUUGUUUUUUU
Malaclemys terrapin pileata is the source of this 3112-nucleotide messenger RNA. It is a transcript of the gene CLDN1, whose product is annotated as claudin 1. Lineage: Eukaryota; Metazoa; Chordata; Testudines; Emydidae. Bases 236 to 871 code for a protein of 211 amino acids. Gene Ontology annotation, molecular function: structural molecule activity. Gene Ontology annotation, biological process: cell adhesion; bicellular tight junction assembly. The transcript is spliced from 4 exons. The record is from RefSeq and is a predicted model, not a curated record. Gene Ontology annotation, cellular component: plasma membrane; bicellular tight junction.